UAAAAUGAAAUGAAAGUAAGUUUGUUUAGAGGGAAAUGUGUAUUUGUGUUUAACACAGCACAUCAUUCUGAAGUUCAUUCACCUCAUAGUGACACUGAGCACAAAUUGUACUCAACAGAAAGUUCAGAAUUGUGUUGUUCAAAGUUCAUUUUAAUGAUUUUCUUUGCAGUUUUUAAAACAAAAGAGUGUGUUAUAUAAAAGAUAAAUAAUAUGUUAGUUCUGUUUGUAGUCAUUUUGUGAGUAAAAUCUAUGAAGGCAAGAAAUAUUUUACUAAUAUUCACCAGUAUUUGAAGAAAGUUACACAAAGAACUGUGCUGUUUGUCACUAUGCAAGACAAAACCAAUGUUAUAUUAUUAUAUAUUAAAAGAUAUCUAGUUAAUAAUACAAUUUCUAGAAAUAUUUAUGAAUAUGUAGGCAUAUUUAUGUUAAUUUCUUAAUUUAAAGUUGAGUUUUGACUCUGGAAUGAAGUUUCAGUGAAAUUAAGGUGGGAAAAGUCUCUGCACCCAACAUGUUUGACAUUGGUCACAUUUUUUUUUAUGAGGAUGUACAGUGCAUCAAAGUUUAAAAUCUUGUUGGUCAGCGAUAUGUAAAUUCUAGGGGAAGUUAUCUAUAUUAAAUCCCUGACCCAUACUCCGAAAGUCCACAGCUCAACUGAAGAUACGCAGACGGACGUCAUAAUGGAACUGGAGGGCAUUUAUAAAAAUGUUGACCGCGAGACCUGCAGCAAGGGCAAUGAGAGGGAACUGGACCGAGAUGAAGAUAUAUUUGGUACUAAUAAGUACCAAAAUCUCAGCCAGACUGAAGCAAAUGCUCAAAACCAAACAGGAGGUUUAACAGGUCGAAGUAAGUGUGUUGUGUUGAGCACAGUAUGCUUUGGCCUCAUGUGUAUUCUCCUUGUGGUGGCCGUUAUAGUACUGCAUAUCAAGCUCACGGCAGAGAGAGAGAUACAAGCUACGCUCAUGUUACAGACCAGUUCAAGAUAUCAAACUGAAAAGGACCAGUUACAGAACAGUUUCAACGCUUUGAGUCAGAAGAAACUGGAGCUGGAGACCAGAGUCAGUAAUCUCACUGCUGAGAAAGGUCAGUUACAGAGAAAUUCUGACUCUUUGAGUCAGAAGAAACUGGAGCUGGAGACCAGAGUCAGUAAUCUCACUGCUGAGAAAAGCCAGUUACAGAACAGCUUCAACGCUUUGAGUCAGAAGAAAGUGGAGCUGGAGACCAGAGUCAGUAAUCUCACUGCUGAGAAAGGUCAGUUACAGAGAAAUUCUGACUCUUUGAGUCAGAAGAAACUGGAGCUGGAGACCAGAGUCAGUAAUCUCACUGCUGAGAAAAGCCAGUUACAGAACAGCUUCAACGCUUUGAGUCAGAAGAAAGUGGAGCUGGAGACCAGAGUCAGUGAUCUCACUGCUGAGAAAAGCCAGUUACAGAACAGCUUCAACUCUUUGAGUCAGAAGAAACUGGAGCUGGAGACCAGAGUCAGUGAUCUCACUGCUGAGAAAAGCCAGUUACAGAGAAAUUCUGACUCUUUGAGUCAGAAGAAACUGGAGCUGGAGACCAGAGUCAGUGAUCUCACUGCUGAGAAAAGCCAGUUACAGAGAAAUUCUGACUCUUUGAGUCAGAAGAAACUGGAGCUGGAGACCAGAGUCAGUGAUCUCACUGCUGAGAAAAGCCAGUUACAGAACAGCUUCAACGCUUUGAGUCAGAAGAAAGUGGAGCUGGAGACCAGAGUCAGUAAUCUCAAUGCUGAGAAAAGCCAGUUACAGAGAAAUUCUGACUCUUUGAGUCAGAAGAAACUGGAGCUGGAGACCAGAGUCAGUAAUCUCAAUGCUGAGAAAAGCCAGUUACAGAACAGCUUCAACUCUUUGAGUCAGAAGAAACUGGAGCUGGAGACCAGAGUCAGUAAUCUCAAUGCUGAGAAAAGCCAGUUCCAGAACAGUUCAAACUCUUUAAAUCAGAAGAAACUGGAGUUAGAGACUGAACUAAGGAAGUUAUCUGAGCAAGCAAUUGGCUGUCUUGUUGCGUCCAAUAAGGAGAUGAGCUGGUCUGACAGCAGGAAGUACUGCAGGGAUCGUGGUGGUGAUCUGGUCAUUAUCAAGAGUGAAAAGAAGCAGAGGUGCAUAUCUUCAUUCAUCAAAGAGAUGGUGUGGAUUGGUUUGUCUGACAUUGAGAAAGAAGGCAAUAUGACAUGGGUGGAUAAUUCACCACUGAAACAAGGGUUUUGGGAAAAAAAUGAGCCGAAUGAUGCAGGUGGAAAGGAAGACUGUAUUGAACUGAAUCCUGGAAAAACUGUCCUGAACAACUGGAAUGACAUCCCAUGCUCAGAUAAGAGAAAAUGUGUUUGUGAGAUUUAGAAUUCAUUCUUUAAUUUUCACACUUUUUAAUAAUAAUUUGAUUCUAAAAAUACCUGUUUCACCUUAACAUUUUUAUUCUUGGUAAAUGUUCCUGUCAGCAAAGCUAAUGUCUUACAAUUGUUAUAACUGAUUUACUGGUUUCAGUUUUUAUGUAUCUUAUUUUUUUUAUUUUAUGUAUCUUCCAGUAUAUAAAAAGGUAGUUUCUUGAUUUUCUAGAUUUCUCACUGCAGUAAUAACAAUGACAUCCUGAGAAAUGCUUUCUAAAAUAGAUUUCCUGUGAAUUAUCUGCUUUUUAUGAUUUUAUCUUUUUAUGAAAUCAUUGUAGUUGCUUCAAUUUCUGGUUCCUGUCAUCUUUUUUAUUUUUUUAUUGUGCUAUUCAAAGAGUAAAAUAUGCAUACUUAUCUGGGAAUAAUUUGAGAUUUAUGCUGCCUUCCCAUGCUUUCAGAACAGAGGGCAGUGGGCAGAACUAUUAAAUACUCCGCAAUGCCAUUGGUACGGUGUCCAUUUUAGGACAUUCUCAAACCUCAGUCAUACAACGAAAAGGCAUCAUGCCUCAGACUAAGCUACGUCCACACGAAGCCGGAGCUUACCCCAACCGAUCUUUUUUUUUUCCCCUCGUCUCAAAAAAUAUCUGCGUCCACACGAAACCACAGAAACGACUAAAAACAAUGUCGUAUACAUGCCAGACCAGUAUGUGGCGCUGUAAUUCUGCCACAGAGAUGCACUUUUUACAGUGCAUGAAAUCAUCAUAAUCUCACAGUCUCUGUUUUCUACUGUCACUCCAAUGCCACCGUGAUGCUGCCAUAUAAAAAUAUAUUUAAUUCCUAUCUAGUUAGUUGACAUAAAUACAAUUGUAUUUAAAGGACAUUUAAAGGCCUAAAUUUUAUUUUAGAGUUUUUGAGUUAAUUUCUAUGGCUUUUAGAUUACAAUAUGAUCAUGGGAAAAUCUACACUUUGUUUUGACUACAUUACAUCAAAUGUAAUACAUGCAUAUACAUUCAAUAGUAUGAGUGUACAGAGUUUCAAAGUGAUAAUAAAAACCUAGAUGUUUUUCUGAAUGGAACCAUUUACUGUCUAAUAACCAUUAAAAACACACACCUCAUCUGUGAACACACACUGUACUGGAAGACUAAGUUAGAGCAAAUAACAAAAUCAGGAACCUUUUACGUGUGCAGAAAUAUAACAUUGUGUCACUAAUGUUUGAGAGGAUGAAAAACGUUGCAUAAAAAUCCAAUCAUUGUUUUAUGAUUAAUAUGUCAUUGUUUCUACUUUUAUAUGAAAUAUUUUAACAUGUAAUUAUUUUUCUGUUUAAUUUUUCAGUAUGUUUUUGAUUGCUAUAUUCUAAUGUAUAGGAUUUCCAGAUGUCAAAACAUUCACUUUUAAAAAACAUAUCAUAAUAUUAUGGAGUGAAAGUUAAUAAAUUAUAUUUGUGUGUUUUUGUCCUGUUUGGCAGGAAGAAGUAGAUGUUUGGGUCAACUCUUCCAAGUCUAAUGAGACUGGAGUUGGAUAAUGAACUAAGGAAGAGUUAUCUGAACAGGGUUUGUUAAUGGAUUUAUAUUUACAGUUGUGGCCAGAAUUAUU
Megalobrama amblycephala (Wuchang bream) is the source of this 3931-nucleotide messenger RNA. Its product is annotated as CD209 antigen-like. The record is from RefSeq and is a predicted model, not a curated record. The coding region runs from base 678 to 2351 and encodes 557 amino acids. NCBI's taxonomy places the organism in Eukaryota, Metazoa, Chordata, Actinopteri, Cypriniformes, Xenocyprididae. The transcript has 5 exons.